AUGGAUUCUUCAUUUGAGAAUUUGGAUGCUAGUCAGGAACCGGUUCCAGAAAGCUUUGCCCUUGAAAUGGAUUCAAAAGACGAGAAUUUCUCCGAUUUGAUACACGAACUUAAGCAAAUCAGAAGCGAAUUAGUGCAAAACAGAAAUGAACUUAGAAACGAAUUAACGCAAAAUAGAAAUGAACUCAUACAAACCCGGAAUGAGCUUAGAAAUGAGCUAAUACAAAAUAGAAUUGAAGUUCUGCAAGUGAAACGAGAAGUCCAAAGAAUUCAACUAUCGUUUAACUCCCGUAAUGAUUUAACAACAGGUGUAUUUCGACUUCCAGAUGAGAUUUUAUUGAUUAUCCUAGAGUAUGCAAAUCAGAUGGAUACCUUUCAUUUAGCUUUAACCCAUAGACAUUUUGAAAUUGCUUGUAAAAUGAAAUUGUUUAAAUCACUUUAUGUCUAUAAUGACUCUGAACCCGAAAAAGUUAUCAACGUACCUAAAAAGUUGUAUACUCCAUUUUAUAAGAAAUAUACAGUGGUUGCAUUCACUAAAUUGCUAAAGUUAAUUCAGGUUCUUAUCAUAGACCCGAGUACCUCAAACAAAUUCUUUUUGAUUUUGACAAACAGGUGA
Molecule: messenger RNA, 615 nt
Organism: Hemisphaericaspora subhashii
Lineage: Eukaryota; Fungi; Ascomycota; Pichiomycetes; Serinales; Debaryomycetaceae
Exons: 1
Coding region: 1-615 (204 amino acids)
Molecular function (GO): protein binding
Source: RefSeq, a predicted model, not a curated record